This is a messenger RNA of Antechinus flavipes (yellow-footed antechinus), 6600 nucleotides long. RefSeq names its product C3 and PZP like alpha-2-macroglobulin domain containing 8 (gene CPAMD8). Bases 45 to 5525 code for a protein of 1826 amino acids. NCBI's taxonomy places the organism in Eukaryota, Metazoa, Chordata, Mammalia, Dasyuromorphia, Dasyuridae. The transcript has 42 exons. Gene Ontology annotation, molecular function: protein binding; endopeptidase inhibitor activity. Gene Ontology annotation, cellular component: extracellular region. The record is from RefSeq and is a predicted model, not a curated record.
CACGUUGCCUCUCUCAGCUGGAGGCGUCUCGGUGGAGCCGGAAAAUGCGCCCGAAGGAGUCCGGGGCUUGCAGCACCUGGUGCUUCCUACUGCUGUUGCAGCUGGGUUACCGGAGCGCAGCGCAGCUGCGGAGACAAGGCUACUUGAUUGCUGCUCCUUCUGUGUUCCGUUCUGGAGUAGAGGAGGUUAUUAGUGUGACAAUCUUUAAUUCCGUAAAGGAAACUACCGUGCAGAUUCAGCUAGUGGUCAAAGGAGAGACCGUAGCUCGGGGCCAUGGAACCAUUCUUGAUAAAGGGACAAUCAAGUUCAAGGUGCCUUCAGGUCUUCGUGGACAAGCACACUUGAAGGUUUGGGGUAAUCGCCACCUGACAGAAGAUGGCUACAUCUUUCAUAACUACACCACGGUGACAAUUGACAGCAAAGGAUCUUCUGUGUUCAUCCAGACAGACAAGCCUUUGUACAAACCAAAGCAGAGAGUGCUCAUAAAUUUAUUCAUGGUUUCUCCAGAACUGAGACCAGUCAAUGAGAAGCUGGAAGCCUACAUAGUGGACCCUCGGGGAUCUCGAAUGAUCGAAUGGAACAACCUAAAGCCCCUAUGUUGUGGUAUUGUCAAUAUAAGCUUUCCUUUAUCUGAUCAACCUGUCUUUGGAGAGUGGUUUAUUUUUGCUGAAAUGCAAGGGCAUACGUACAACAAAUCAUUUGAAGUUCAGAAAUAUGUGCUGCCCAAGUUUGAGCUCCUCAUUGAGCCACCUCAGUAUAUUAGAGAUCUUGCAACCUGUGAAAAGGGGACUGUUCAUGCCAGGUAUACAUUUGGGAAGCCAGUAACUGGAAAAUUGAUGAUCAACAUGACUAUAAAUGGUGUGGGCUACUAUAGACAUGAAGUGGGACACCCUGUUCUCAGAACUAUGGAGAUACACGGCUCUGCAGUCUUUGACGUGUGUGUGAAGGAUAUGAUGCCAGCUGAUGUCCCGGAGCACUUUCGAGGCACUGUCAAUAUUUGGGCAACGGUGACCAGUGUUGAUGGCAGUCAGCAGGUUACAUUUGAUGAUUCUACCCCCGUGCAAAAACAACUUAUUGAGAUCAGAUAUAGCAAGGAGACCCGAAAGCAGUUCAAACCUGGUCUGCCUUACAGAGGAAAGGUGGAAGCAUCUUACCCUGAUGGUAGCCCAGCCAGUGGAGUAUUGAUCCGUAUCAAAGCUGAGUUGACUCCAAAGGACAACAUUUACACCAGUGAAUUACUUUCCCAAGGAGGGAUAGUACACUUUGAGAUCCCUACAAUCCCUCCCUCUGCUCAGUAUGUUUGGCUGGAGACAAAAGUGUUAGCAAUCAAUGGAAAACCUGCUGGGAAACAAUACCUACCCAACUAUUUAUCUAUUAGCAGCUGGUACUCCCCAAGUAAAUGCUACCUACAGCUCCAGGCUCCUGAGUCAUCCUUUCAGGUGGGGGACGAAGUCCGUUUUCCCGUAAAGUCCACCUGUCCUUGUGAUUUUACUUUAUAUUAUGAAGUUGCAUCACGAGGCAACAUUGUGCAGUCAGGCCUGCAGCCUGCCAAUGUCACACAGCAAAGAAGCAAGAGAGAUGCACCUCCCUCAGACCAGACCAGCCAUGUAACCCACAUCCCAGGAACAACUUCUCCAGAGACUCCAGGUGCUGAGGUUGAGGUGUGUGUGACAUACCUAUAUCUUCGAGUCACCCCCAGUAUGGCUCCUUUCAGCCGUCUAUUGGUGUACUACGUAAGGGAGAAUGGAGAAGGAGUCACAGACAGUCUACAGUUGGCGGUUCAAGCCUCAUUUGAAAACCAGGUUUCAGUGACAUAUUCCUCCAAUGAGACAAGACCUGGAGAUAUUGUUGACAUGAAGGUCCGAGGUGCUAAAGGAAGCUGUGUCUGUAUUGGGACUGUCGAUAAGAGCAUUUAUCUCCUCAAGACAGGAUUUCAGCUGACACCUGCUCAGGUUUUCCAGGAAUUAACAGAAUAUGAUGUUUCUGAUACCUUUGGGACACCCAAGGAAGAUGGGCAUUUCUGGUGGCCAGGGAUGUCCUCCCAUAGACGCCGACGCCGGUCUUCUGUUUUCCCUUGGCACUGGGAUAUUGCAAAAGAUGCACGAUUUGCAUUUACUGAAACUGGGCUGGUGGUCAUGACAGAUUCAGUUAGCUUGAAUCACAGACAAGAUGGGGACAUGUACACAGAUGAGGCUGUACCAGCCUUCCAGCCACACACAGGCACGCUGGGCAGCACAGCACAUUCAAAGAUCACACCCAGAGCUGAGAAGAGAAAAAGGACUUUCUUCCCUGAAACAUGGAUGUGGCGUUGUCUUAAUAUCAGUGACCCUUCUGGUGAGGAGUCUCUUCGAGUGGAAGUACCUGACUCCAUCACAACCUGGGUAACGGAAGCUGUUGGCUUAUCUGCAGUGCAAGGACUAGGUAUUGCCAAACCAACUGAACUGAAAACAUUUAAGCCAUUCUUCAUAGAAUUCACCCUUCCGUACCAUGUCAUCAGAGGGGAACAAACCAAAAUCCCUCUUAGUGUCUACAAUUACUUGGCCAUUUGUGUAGAGGUGUACGUGAAAAUUUCCGUUCCCAAAGGCAUAAAGUUUGUUGGACACCCUGGUAAACACCAUCUGACGAGGAAAAAAUGCGUGGCUCCGGGAGAAGCCAAACCCACUUCCAUAGUCUUGUCUUUCAGUGAGCUCGGCCUCAGCAAUAUCACAGCAAAAGCAUUUGCUUAUGGUGAAACAAACUGUUGUCAAGGCAAUUUUCAGAUCCCCAAAGGCAGCAAACAUCCAGAGGAUAAUUACUUUGACAAGAGAACUCCAGUUGGGACAGAUUACAUCAGAAGUAGUGUCAUUAUUGAGCCAGAAGGACUAGCAAGAGAAUAUACCUAUAGUGUAUUCUUCUGUCCCAAUGAGAAAAUUCACAUUUCAACUCCGAAUAAGUACGAGUACCAAUAUGUUCAGAAGCCACUGCGUAUGACUCACUUUGAUGUUGCUGUGAAAGCUCACAAUGAUGCCCAUUUUGCACUGUCGUCUGGUUCCCAUGACACAGCAGAGAUGACAGAGAUUGUCAUUGGCGGGCACCAAAAUUCCAAGACAUGGAUUUCCUUGAGCAAAAUGGGUGACCCUGUGGCUAGUGUAGACACAAUUGGAAUUCUCUCUUGGGAUGAAUUCCGGACUUUUUGGAUCAGCUGGAAAAAUGGAAUUAUCCAGGUAGGCCAUGGGAUCGAACCAUCCAAUGAAUCUGUCAUUGUAGAGUGGGGCCUUUCCAAGCCAGGAGAGGUGAAGUACAUUGGUUUCUCAACGGGAUGGGGGUCCAUGGGAGAAUACAAGAUCUGGAGGAAAGAGGAGACUGAUGAAAACCACAAUGAAGCAUUUACCCUUGGAGUCCCACUUAAUGUGAUCCCCGGAUCAGAAAGAGCAACUGCAUCCAUAAUAGGAGACGUAAUGGGUCCAACUUUGAAUCAUCUCGAUAACCUUCUACGACUGCCCUUUGGCUGUGGAGAGCAAAAUAUGAUCCAUUUUGCCCCCAACGUUUUUGUCUUAAAAUACCUUCAGAAAACCAGACAGCUCAGCCCUGAGGUGGAGAGUGAAGCUACAGACUACCUCGUUCAAGGGUAUCAGCGCCAACUGACUUACAAGCGCCAAGAUGGCUCAUACAGUGCUUUUGGGGAAAGGGAUGCUUCAGGGAGCAUGUGGCUAACGGCUUUUGUCCUGAAGUCCUUUGCCCAGUCACGGGGGUUUAUUUUCAUUGAUCCUAAGGAGCUGGUAUCUGCCAAGGACUGGAUCAUUCGGCAUCAGAAGGAAGAUGGCUCCUUUCCUGCUAUGGGAAGAAUAUUGAACAAAGACAUCCAGGGUGGGAUCCAUGGAAAGAUCUCUCUGACUGCAUACGUGGUGGCAGCUUUACUGGAGACGGGAAUCACUUCUGAGGAAGAAAAAAUAGCUAUUAGCAAAGCAAAACAUUUUUUGGAGUCCAACUUGUACUCAGCAGAAGAUCCAUAUAGCAGCGCCCUCACUGCUUACUGCCUUACUCUCUUGCACAGUCCAGCUGCUCCAGCUGUGCUUCGGAAACUGAAUAGCCUGGCCAUCAUGCAAGAUGGAUUCACACAUUGGAGCUUAACGGGAACUCUUGUUACUGAUGAGGACACAUUUAUGGGAUUUAAUGAUGGACUUUCUCAAUCAGUUAUUUCAGCAGAGGUGGAGAUGACAGCCUACGCAUUACUGACUUAUACACUCCUGGGAGAUGUGGCGUCGGCGUUGCCGGUGGUCAAGUGGCUGUCGCAGCAGAGGAACGCACUCGGGGGGUUCUCGUCCACACAGGACACUUGUGUGGCUCUGCAGGCCCUGGCAGAAUACGCUAUCCUAUCUUACAUUGGAGGAGUCAAUCUCACCAUCUCUUUGGCGUCAACUAACUUAGACUACCAGGAGACAUUUGAACUGAACAAGUCCAACCAGAAAGUCCUGCAGACAGCGGUGAUACCUAGUAUUCCUACCGGACUCUUUGUCAGCGCCAAGGGAGAAGGCUGUUGCCUGAUGCAGAUUGAUGUAACCUAUAAUGUGCCUGACCCAAUUGCCAAGCCAGCUUUCCAGCUCUUUGUGAACCUCAAGGAACCCAAAACUGAGAGACACCGCUUUCAGUCUCCACUUGGAUUGGUCUCUCCAGCGAAGAAACUGGAAACCCUUCAAAGAGACUUGCCCCUUGUAGAUGAUGACGAUCCAGCAUCUGAUCAAGAUCACCAAGAGUACAAAGUGAUCCUGGAAAUAUGUACCAGGUGGCUUCAUUCUGGAUCCUCAAACAUGGCUGUUCUGGAGGUCCCUCUCUUCUCAGGUUUCCGAGCUGACCUUGAAAGCCUGGAGCAGUUACUGAUGAACAAGCAGAUUGGACUCAAAAGAUACGAAGUUGAAGGAAGGAAAGUCCUUUUCUAUUUUGAUGAGAUUCCAAGCCAGUGUUUGACCUGUGUGAGAUUCCAGGCCUUCCGAGAGUACAUUGUUGGGAAGACUGCCCCCAUGCCAAUCACUGUGUAUGAUUACUAUGAGCCAGCAUUUGAAGCAACCCGCUUCUAUAAUGUCAGUGAAAGCAGCCCCCUGGCUAGAGAACUGUGUGAUGGGCCCACUUGCAAUGAGGUGGAAAGUUCAGCCAGUCAAGGACCUGGUCUGAUUCACAAUGGUCCAUGCAACGUCCCAGGCUGCCUGGCUGAGGAGUCCUUUGAACAGUGUCUCUGCUCUCGGGACUGCGGCUAUGAUGGGGACCCCGUGUGUGGAUCCGAUGGAGUCAUCUACCAAAACCAUUGUCAGAUGGAGGUAGCUGCCUGCAGAAACAGCACCAGGAUCGAGCAGGCGUCUGCAGCCCACUGCACUGCAACUGCUGAGAGCCCAGUACAGUCACCAUCGGACAUCGCCUACUACUUCUACGAGUAUGACCCUGACCCCUAUGGCUCUGAGGCCGAGAGCUUUGACGUCAGGCCAGAGCUGACGACAGUCAGCAGUGCUUCUGAAGGCCCCUGGAAGGAAGGACGCGGAGACCGCAUGGAAUGAAAUGUCAAUCUUCCCAGGAGAAGUAACCCAGAGGGUGACUCCUUGAUGGCUUUGCUCAGAUUGAUGACUUUGUGGAGAGCAAGAAGCACUUGGAUCUUCCUCACCCGCUGCAAAAAGCCUUCUGUCCCUUCCCUAGCCAUGCUGAGUCUGUAGGGGAACAAGGCUCAAUCUGGACCAGCCCCUGCACUUCACACUCGGCACAACCACCCCUUGCCCCCAUACGUGCACUUCCUGCCUCUUUUGUCAAGUUUCUAUAGAGCUUCUGGCACAUGAGUAACCGUUGAGAGCAGGAAUGGCAUUUGAGCAAGAGCCUUUUGGCGGGGCAGAAAGGGGCCAGGGGAUCUAUUUACUUUGGAGCAAGCCACUGUUCCCUGCCUUCUUGGUGCCUUCUUUUUGUAUAGAAUUUUUCACUUUUGAUCAAUGAAUCUUCACAUCAAUCACCUCAUUUUAACCUCUUGACAAUCUGUGAGUUAGGGUAGGGCAGGUAUUAGUCCAAUUUUACAGGUGAAGAAAAUGAUGUGAGAAUCUUUAGAGUACCCCUCCCACUAUGUACAAAGGCCUGUUCUUGGCUUUAAGGGGAAACAAAGGUGAAUACAAUGAUUUCUGCCCUCAUGGAAUCUGGAAGGAAGGAUAUGAUGUAUCAAUGAAUGAAUAGUACAGAUGACCUACCCGAUAUCAACUCAACAUAGCAAAUAAAGUGCUAGGAGUGUGGGGGGCUGGAUCCUGGUCCAAAUUCUGAACCUAACUGGCUGUGUGACUCUAGGCACAUUUCCCCAUCUGUAACAUAGUGACAAUACCUGCUAUACCCUGUUUUGAAGGGCUGUGGUAAGGCAGACACAAAACAAAAGAAAUAACAAUCUGCUGAACAAAAAUGAUACCACCUAGAAAUGUGAUGUCUUGUGCCUGGCCUCCAGGUCUCUGGUUUCUGAAGCUACAGCUUAGAGCUGACUCAGCCCUGGCCCGUGCUUUGCUGCCCCAGGAUUGGCCAAGAGCCACAAGACGCAAAGCAAGGAGGAAGCACGUGCCUCUGGGCAGAUUUAGAAAGAAAUUGUUAAUAAAAUCUCAGUAUCUAAAA